Messenger RNA from Mizuhopecten yessoensis (Yesso scallop), 8334 nucleotides. RefSeq names its product C-myc promoter-binding protein-like. Gene Ontology annotation, cellular component: ESCRT I complex; cytoplasmic vesicle. Bases 335 to 6337 code for a protein of 2000 amino acids. Gene Ontology annotation, molecular function: protein binding. The record is from RefSeq and is a predicted model, not a curated record. The transcript is spliced from 37 exons. Gene Ontology annotation, biological process: regulation of Rab protein signal transduction. Lineage: Eukaryota; Metazoa; Mollusca; Bivalvia; Pectinida; Pectinidae.
GGAAUAUUUAUUCAACAUGGCGGAAUAUAUGUGCAUGACAAACCUUCUAAAUAUUUACAAAACCAAAGAAUUGUAAGCAGUUGAUUUUCCUUCCAAGAUGGCGCAAUGGUAGAACUCCAAAAGAACACAGUUUCCUCUUUUGGCUGAAUUCUCAAGUGGCUUGUGCAUGCACAGCUUAUGUAAUUGGAGCUUCGAUUCUCAGAGAUGCAAGAUGUGAAAUGAAUAUACUGAAUACAGUUGUAACAAAUGGUAUAAACCUAGUUAACUAUUUAUUGGGUUGAGCAUGGCUGUCUCACCCUAGUGUGCUCUCAACACUACAGAAGAACUAUAAAUAAUGGAUGAGCGACGAGUUGCAGACUACUUCAUUGUGGCCGGGUUACCGGAGAACCCUUUGCCACUGGAGGAGUAUGCAAAUGAAGCGGUCAUCAAACCAACCUACAAACAGGACCCUAUCACAGAUAUAGGUGUCAUCAACAAAACCCUCGGAGAGAAGGUUCCUAAAGGGUUCAUCUGUCUGGAUAGAACGGUGGAUGGGUUCCCCGCUGAUCUUAACCAUGGUAGCCUACGCUGUGCUGAAAUGUAUCUGUGUUACCGCAGGAGUAGGGAGAAAACGCCACUCACAGAUGUUGGCGUAUUGUAUGAAGGGAAAGAACGUCUGAUGUCAGAGUGCGAGGUUGUACAUACCACGCCGUUCGGGAGUCCCGCCAAUGUAAACAACAGCAGUAAUGGUCGUACGUAUAUCACAUACCGCAGAGCCCGAGACACGGCUGCCAGCGACACUCUGGCUGUGGUGGAUAUUUGUGUUAUACUCACCAACAAGGGAGAAAUUCCACCUCAUGCUUACCACAGAAUAGAGAAGAAUCUAAACAGAGGAAUGGUCGGAUCAGAUGUCUACCUGUGCUACAAAAAGGCGAUGACCAAGAUGGAUGUCCUGGCCUAUCAGCCAUCUUGUUUGGACCGGUACCCGAGAGAGGAUCAUCUGAGUUUCCCACUACCAGAAUCAGUACCCCUAUUCUGUCUACCUAUGGGGGCCUCCAUCGAGUGUUGGUCCGCCAAGGCCCAGCAUCCUCUGCCCGUCUUCUCCACAUUUGUUCUGACAGGGUCAGCUGGAGAACAGCUUUAUGGUGCUGCUGUGACAUUUUAUGAAGAAUUUCCGGAAGAAAGACUCACAGAUCUACAAAAGCGUCACCUUGGCCUGAAGAAUAAACACAUUCGGGAACAGUACCGUAUCCUAAAGACUGUCCAUGCUCACAAAAGUAUUUGUUUGCUUUCUCAUUGGCCCUUCUUUGAUGCUUUCCGCAAGUUCUUGACUUACCUGUACCGUAUUUCCAUCACCGGGCCCCACUCGGUUCCUCUGGAGAGACAUAUUUCCCACUUCAUGUAUGAUGUACCGUACCCUUCUCCUCAGAGGCCUCGUAUUCUGGUCCAGCUGAACCACGAAGCCCUGUGUCUGUCUAUGCCAUCGGAUUCUCCGUUACCACAGAGCGGAGCUUCCUAUAUCACAAUGCUGAAGAACCUGGGUCCGGAGAACUGUAUGAACCUACUGCUACACGUACUGGUGGAGCAGAAGAUCCUUCUCCAUUCCUUACGGCCCGCUGUUCUCACAGGCGUGGCAGAGUCUGUGGCCAAUAUGUUGUUCCCCCUACACUGGCAGUGUGCCUACAUUCCUUUGUGUCCACUGGGUCUCUCCUACGUCCUUAGCGCACCAGUGCCGUUCAUUGUUGGAGUGGACACUCGCUACUUCGACCUGUACGAUCCACCGCCGGAGGUCGUCUGUGUAGAUCUAGACACAAUCGCAAUAUUUCUUCCUGAUGACAAAAAGAACACAUCAUACAAACAGUUCCCAAAGAAAGCUGCCCGUGUCCUGUAUAACACUCUACACCGACUGUUUGAUGAGCUGUGUGCCCAGCGUUCACACACACACAGCAUAGAUGAAAUCUCACUGGAGAUGGCUCCCAUAGAUCACGACUUCAAACGCAAACGCAAGGAGACACUGAUGGAGCUACAGAUUCAGGAGGCCUUCCUGCGGUUCAUGGCCUGCGUAUUAAAAGGGUACAAACAAUACCUAAAACCUAUCACCCGUGCUCCCACUCAAAAUACAACGGACGCCACAUCUCUGUUCGACAUGCAAGGGUUUUUGAAGAGUAGAGACAAAGCUAAUAUUAAGUUUUACAACCAGCUGGUGAAAACCCAGACUUUCAUCCGAUUCAUUGAGGAGCGGUCUUUUGUAUCCGACAAAGAUGCUAGUCUUGCCUUCUUUGACGAAUGCACAGAAAAGGUGGAUGAAACAAAAGAAGAACCAAAGCUCAUAGAAAUUGAUGAUUCUCAAAACAGUGAGAGAACUGUGUUUAUCCUGCCACCCGAGCCAGUGGGACUUCCUGAAGGUGUCAAGUACAGCUAUAAUGGAUUCCCAGAACUGAAGCAUGAGCUGUUCAUGAAGAAAAAAGUGUCCGAGUUAUCUCUUCCUUCAAAAGGUCCUGUCUGUCCUAACAGCCCAAUCUCUCGGCGCACCAAACAGGAAGUGAGGACGGCACAGAAGAAUGCUGUGCAAAACUCUACUGAUCCUAUGUUGUGGGCAAAGUGUCUGCUGAGUCACUGCUACAGCCUGUGGUUUAUCCACCUGCCAGCGUACGUGAGUGCCUGUCCGUCCAAAAACAAGGCAUUGAAGGCAGCCUAUGAUGUACUACAGAAAAUGAAGCUGGCAAAACUCCAACCUCCUGACGAGGUGUGUUACAGGGUGAUGCUGCAGUUGUGUGGACAGUAUAACAUGCCGGUCUUGGCUGUCAAGGUACAUUCCCAGAUGAAGAUGGCUGGAGUCCACCCCAACGCCAUAACGUAUGGAUUUUACAACAAGGCUGUGUUUGAGGGAACCUGGCCGUCCUCCAGAAGUCGCGGGGCUGUACUUUGGAAAAAAGUACGGAAUGUGAUAAUUGGUGUUGCUCAGUUCCGCCGCGCCAUCCGUCGACGGAGCAUAUCUAUAUGUUCCAAUUCAGGGAGCGACUAUGAUCAAAUCAGCCGAACUAGUAUAGACAGUUUUUUGGAGGACACUGGGGAGAAGCAACACAGUAUCAUCAAGUCUGACAUCGUGGUCUCGGACACGGCGGGUGUUAGCAGUGAGAACCCCACUGUGACGUCGAUUAUCAGCCAGGAGAGUGCCAGUUCAGGAAUAGUAUCUGACCGUGGCUACAAUUCCAUGACCUAUGAUGAAGCUAAAACCAUUGUACAAGGGGUGUCAAUGACAAUCCUGGAAGACAAGGAGCUGGGCAAAGUAAACAAGGAUAACAAGUCUUCUCUCCGCUUCACUCUGCCACGGAAACACAAUUCAGUUCGGACAUCAGGAAAGAAAGACCUUGAGUUUCCUGCCAGUGAUGCUGACCCGACAGCAUUCCGAUCCCGAGUCGGAAGCAUUGUACGGAAAUCCCUGGGCAGUAUUGGAAGUAUUGGUAGUCACGAGACAUUAAAAGGCAGUCUAAUGAGUUUGUCAUCUACUGGAUUAAUCAUGGUGAAUGAAAGUGUCCAACCUAAUGAAUAUCAAAGACAGUUAUCCUUUGAGAACAACAAUGGAAAGAGAAAGCGCCACAAGAGUGCUGGCGAUUACAACAAGCCUCGUUCUCAUAGUGUGAGCGAGAACUGGCGCCCGCGUCACGUCAGCGGAGAGGACCGCCUUUUCCUCAAAUUCAGUGAACUGGAAGGGAAGCACAGUGAUGACGACAUAUUUGAAGUGGAGCUUGAUAAACCUGAGGAUAGUGGUCUAUCUGACGAGGCACGGACUAGUGACGACACAAAGGAUAGUGGGGUAGUGCUAGAUGAGUGUCGUGUGCAGGUUAGUGACCAUAAUUAUACUCCGACUAGCUCGGCCAGGCCUAUGUCUAUCCCUAUAGAUAUGAAAUCGUCUUCCAUGUCCAACUCGGUCAGUGCACCGGAGACACUUGACUCGUCCCCUAUACUACAUUCCAUUGGUACCCCCGUAACAACAAAUGACCCCCUGGGUUUGUUCAUGGACAACACUCAAAAUAUACCCCCUUCUGAUUCUCGGUCCAUAAUUUCCAGUGAGACUAAUGUGACAUUUUCCCAGUGUGUGUCACCUCAGUAUGAGAUUAAUACGCUGCCAGAAUCUAGUGAUAAAUUUGAUUUUAACGAAACUAUUUCAAGUUCUGGCAUCACUGCUCACGAGUGCAAUAUUGGUGAAGAAACGACAAGGACUAGAUCAAUCAGUGAAAAUAAAACUGUGUUUUGUCUGGGUUCAGCACAGAGCUUAGAUGCUGUUAGUAUCACAAGUACUGGUUCCCAGCCUCUUUCCCCAGUGGAAAAAAUAGGAAAGAGGUUGAUGGAUAUUGGGAGAACAAAUAGUUCUCCAGGAUCCCUGGACAACGUGGAGAAACCUGGGCGUGGAUUUUGGCCUGUUAAGGGCUAUUUACAGUCUUUAUCGUCCUCUUUCAAAAAAUCUAACGAUUCCUUGGAUGAGAAACAAGAAUCUAGUCAAGCCACUACCCCAGACACCCGUGGGCAGCGAAAAGUAGGAAGUUUUCGAAAGCAUAAUGAGCGCCUGAGUGGUGCAUUAAAAUCUGGAUUUGGAGCUCUUGCUAACAAGUUCAGCGAGAUAAAACAGACAAUGAGUACUCCGACAAAGAUGGGUUCGAACUCGUCACUGUCACAUACAGGUGAUAACGAUAGCCUACACAGCGAGGAUGGACUCACACACCACCACAGGGGGGCGCUGGAUGUACCCCCUAGGAAGUCUGCCAUGGGAUCAGACAGGGAUCUGCGGCGCGGUGAUGCACACGACGAAUCCAAAGAUACCGCCACUGCGUUGCCCGUUGGAAGUUUCUUGCCAUCUUCGUCAUUCAUGGAGCAGUACAUUCCACUGAAGGAGUUCGGAGAGCAGAAGUCGGUACAUUUCGCGAGCUUGGCUCCAUCACUAAAUGACAUCGCCAUCGAGACGGAGAUCAGCAGUUGUUGUCGCUGUACACGGUGUAAAGCUCUGUUGUACGACGAGGAAAUCAUGAGUGGCUGGUUGGCUGACGACUCCAAUCUAAACUCAACGUGUGUAUUUUGUCAGACAAAGAUUGUACCGCGACUACAGAUUUAUGUAAAGGACUGGAGAGAUCAUCACAGCAAUACAGUUAUUGACGACAUGGACGUGAACGACCUUGUAGACAAAGUGGAAGAGCACCAUAUGCGACCGAGAGACCAUGACGGAGACUCUGUGUCGGAGACUUCCACAAAUGAUCCCUGGGUUCUCCAGGACAACUCGUCAUUGGGAAGCGUAGAAAAUAACAACUUUUUCUUCCCCGGGGAAGACAGUCUGGACGGCGAUGGUCAUGCCAGUCCCAUCCAGUCUCAUCGCUCCGCACGGAAGGACGCUCAUCUGGCAGAGGCUGCUCUUUGCUCAAGUCCAUCAGGUACAAGUGGUAGCUCCGAGUUUGACGUUACGUCCCGUCGGCGGUGUACAAGUGAAUGCCUGACCAGUGCCACGGAUAUGAUGUUUGGCACCUCGUUUGACUCCAUGGAUAACUUCCAGAGUCAGUUCAUACGCUCCCCACUCAACAUCUCCAUAGAGGAGGAUAAUGAGCUACCGACCCGGCCGUCAGAUCUACCGGAGAUGAAGAAGGAUUUCAUGGAGAGGGGUACGACGUCCAUGGACCCCAUCACUGUGCCAUACCUGAGUCCUUUAGUGUUGAGAAAAGAGCUGGAGAACAUACUUAAUAGCGAGGGAGAUAUGUCUAUCAGCGUAGACGUCUUCCUUGACGAACAUCCCAUAAUAUUCUGGAACCUGGUUUGGUAUUUCAAGAGGAUAGAGGUACCUAGCCACAUGCCUGGAUUAUUACUGACAGCUAAAUCUACUAACGCUAAACCAGUUAAGUCCACAGCUGUGUACACGAGUCAACACGUGUUGAUUCGACCUCUGUGGGACAAUAUUCGUAUACAUGAUGAGGUGGGACUUCCUAUGUACAAGCUCUGGAAUGAAGGUCACAGUUCCCAUACUGUAGAUGCCUUGAUUACAGAGCAACAGCUAUUUAACAGAGCAACACUCCAUCAGAUUAUUACCAAUAUUCAAUGUAAUGAUGUCCUGUCACCCAUCAAAAUGAUUGGGAACUGUCGGCGGCGUCACAGACUGCGGAGACCUAAAUACAGGAGUUUGUAUCGUGAAAUGUUAUUCCUGGCCUUUACUGCGUGUGGCAGGGAAAACAUAGAUCAUGAUGCAUUUGAUAGAGAAUACAGACAAGCGUUCAACAGAUUAUUACCGAUGGAGGUUAAACGACUUCAGCGCAAUGAUCGUCCGAGGAAGACAAAGGUCAUUUGGUGUCGCAAGGUGUUCGGGGAGUUGGAAGUAUGAUAACCAUGGAACAAAGAAUGUUUGAUUAAAUUGUGUUUAAAACGGAAAACCAGGUUUAUGAACCGUCAUAUGGGACAAUUAUGUGUUUUAAAGGGAUAUAAGGUUAUAAAUAAUAUUUUUACGAUUCUUUACUUUUUUUCUCGUUUUCGCAUCAUUGAAGAAAGUAGAUGAUAGAUAUAUUAUUAAGAAAUUCUGCAUAAUGAUAUUGAGGAAUCGGUGAGAAACUACGAGGAUUACUAUAUACUGGAGACAUUGAGACUGGUUCGUGAUACGAACUACCAACAAGGUUAGAUCAAGUGCAAUGCCAAAAAAUCUAUUUUGUGACAGUUGAAAUGUGAUGUUUUAAUUUAUCAGCCCGUUCUGAUUAUAUGUGUAGAUAGAUACAAUUUUGUGCUGUAAAUGUUUGCGAGGACUACCUGGGAAAACGCUGUUGGCUUAUAUUAUCAAAAAUACCUGACGCUUAUAGUAUGUUAGUGUUAGGGCUUUUCUCUGCUUUCACCCUUUCACCACUGUAGAUCAUAAUGGACUCAUCCUAAUAAAUGAGUGGUAGAGUCUACUACAGUUACCUAGGGGUGAAAGGGUUAAUACAAUUAGUAGUUAUUAUGGGAUGGUAAUUAUCUAGGAAAGAGUGUGGGCUGUGCUUUAUUUAUUUAUUUCCGUUAUUAUUUUUUUAAUUAUUCAUUUACUUGUAUUUAAAAGCCUGUCUUUCAAAUUAAGUGAAUCCAAAUUUGUAUUUUCUUCAUAAAAAUUUGUCCUUGCCUCGUUUCCUGUUCUCAUCAUAUGUAGUUUAACUUCAUCAGAAUAAACUGAAGAAUUAUUAAGAUUUCAUCUAAAAUCCUAUAUGUAUGGUUUGAAAGACACUAGAUAAUCUUUGGUAAAAAUUGAUUUACACAGUGGUUCUUUACAGCCAAUACCACAAGAAUUUAAAUACGUGGACGUCAUUUCAUGUUAUUUUCUCAUUUAAAUGUCAUUUGUCUAAAUUUUCAGCAAGUUGAAUUGCAGAUGGAAUUUAUGUUGAUUAAAAUAGCGAAAUUACGGGCUGGAAAACAGCAUGAAAUUUUAUGUAACAUUGUUAUAUAAAAUACUGAAAAGAAAAAUUUAGGCAAAAAGAAAAAACACACAUAGUACAAUGUUGUAUAAAGAAGUGGAAGAGUGGAACAAAAUACACUACGGUAUACUGGAAACUUUUCACCACAGUUAAACUUUUGCCUCGUUUUCCCUCCACAUUGAGGGCAAAUUUAUCAUUACAGCAAACAUAAGUAAUCAAUUUAUUAAACAUAGUAAUCAAAUGUGAAAAGCAAAAUUUGCACGGGGCAGACAUGGAUUUUGCCACCAUAGUGCCAAAAUUUGACUGAGUCACACAUUUUCUGAUAUUCAAAAUUAUGUUAAGUAAAAUAAGUAGACUAUACAUUAUAGUGGAACUUCAAAUUAGCUGCAACUGUUACGAUCAGUUGUAGAUGGCAUCAUGCGAGUUCUUGACCCUCGGGUUUUGAUCGUUUUCAAAUGUGUUCGUUUUCAACAUUCUUAAAGAACAUGGAACCUGUGUAAGAAAGGGUAAAUAUGUUGUACCUUUUCUCGUGUUCAAUGGGUUCAAAUGUUGAUCCUUUAAUGUGGUGAUUUGUUUGUAACUUCCCUCUUUUAGCUCUGCUUGCACUUAUUGGCUGAAGAAGAGAAUUAAAGCAUCUGUCCUUUUCCAUGUGUGUGGUUGUCAAUCAACCAGAGAGUCGUAGCCCACUAAGUAGUAAUGUUCAUUGGCUGGUAACCAUAAUGGCCUAAUGAAGUUAAUAUUUUUCUCAAACUUAGGUUUAGGUACCAGCCUAAAUUUCACUACCAUAAAAUGUAGUAAAAUUAAUACACUUUGUGGUGUUUUUUUAAAGAGGCUGCUCCCUUUAACUUAAGCUGUCAUUCCUUAAGGGAAAAUUCAAGUUAAGGAAAAAAUCUUUUUAAAGAUGUUUCAUGAAAUAAUAUGCGCCGGGACAUGUGACAUGCUAUAAAAA